Molecule: messenger RNA, 1572 nt
Organism: Harmonia axyridis
Lineage: Eukaryota; Metazoa; Arthropoda; Insecta; Coleoptera; Coccinellidae
Gene: pch2
Product: pachytene checkpoint protein 2 homolog
Exons: 1
Coding region: 131-1348 (405 amino acids)
Biological process (GO): reciprocal meiotic recombination; meiotic recombination checkpoint signaling
Cellular component (GO): nucleus; chromosome
Molecular function (GO): ATP binding; ATP hydrolysis activity
Source: RefSeq, a predicted model, not a curated record
AGUAUUCUGUGGUUAAAGUUGUAAACAGUUUGAGUUUCUAACCUUAACGGAUGAUCCGUUAAAAAUUUGAAUUUGUGUAGUUUUCUGUUUAUAAUUCAAAAAUAUUAAAUCUUCACAUCCUUAAGAAAUAAUGCAGAGUGUAAAAGUUGAAGUGGUUUUAAAAAAAGUCAAAGCUCCUCCCAAACACACAAUUCAACAAUCUAUAACGACUUAUUUAAAAUGUAACCAUAUUAAACCUGGUAACGUUAUAAGAUCUUUUUCUGACGCGUAUUUACAAGAUUUUGUGGACUGUAUCAUUAUCGACGAUGUGCCCUAUUGCCCGAACAUGAUGGAUGUUACCCAAUUCGAUAUCCAUUGGUAUAUUUACAGUCCUGAUCAUUCAAGAUCCAUGCUUCAAAAUGAAUCCACUCCGGAUGGGACGAUUAACAUAGCAACACAUUUAAUACUACCAAAUAUCGAGUUGAUAAAUUCUUGGGAGAAUUUACAUUAUGAAAGUGAAAUUAAACAUAAUCUUCUUCGAUACGCUCAUACUAUGAUGCAAUUCUCAGAUAGCGGGAUAGACAAUAAUAUCAUAACUUGCAAUAAGGUAAUAUUAUUACAUGGACCUCCUGGAACAGGGAAAACAUCCUUAUGUAAAGCCUUAGCUCAUAAAUUAUCCAUUAUAAUGCAGGAUAGAUAUUCUUCAGCCAUAUUAGUCGAAAUAAACAGUCACAGUUUAUUCUCAAGAUACUUUUCAGAAAGUGGAAAAUUGGUGACAAAAAUGUUCUCAAGCAUAAGGGAAAUAAUUGAAAAUGAAGGUAUCUUAGUUUGUGUGCUGAUAGAUGAAGUAGAAUCUUUAGCUCAUGCUAGAGAUCAAUGUUUAUCUGGUGUAGAACCCUCUGAUGCAAUUCGAGUGGUAAACGCAGUUCUCACACAAUUAGAUCAAAUCAAAACAUAUCCAAAUGUGCUUAUACUAGCCACAUCAAACUUGACCAAAUCAAUUGAUUUGGCAUUUAUAGAUAGAGCAGAUAUCAAACAAUAUUUAGGGUUACCUAAAAUUCCUGCAAUAUACCAAAUCUACCUCUCUUGUAUUGAAGAAUUGCAAAGAACCAAUAUCUUGGAGAAAAAUGUACCUCUUGCAUCUGUCAACACUGUGAUGAAAACUGAGUGCAAUAAACUAGACAAUAAUUCAAGAAAGUUAAUGGAAAUUUGUGAGAGAAGUGUUGGUUUAAGUGGAAGGUCGUUGAGAAAAAUCCCCUUUAUAGGACAUGCUUUAUUUUCAGAUAUUAAGAGUAAAAAUGUUGAAGACUUUUUGAUAUCUAUGGAAAAGGCAGUUGAAAAAGAAAAGGAUGAUAGAAUCAAUAUGUGAAUUUAUUGACUCCAAUGAGAUUAUUUUCUUCAUAAUAAGAAUGGUUUCAUUCAUAUAUGUAUAUGUUAAUACAUUAAAUUAUCGUUUAGAAAGAAUUGUAGAUAAGAAUAUGUUAUCUAAUAAAACAUUUAUUUUUAAGCAGAAAUUACAAUAGCAUUCAAAUUUUUAAAACUUCAAUAUGAAAUUCUGCAAAUUCCAACAUCAAAUAAACAAAGUUUUCCAUU